Messenger RNA from Verruconis gallopava, 333 nucleotides. RefSeq lists its product as uncharacterized. The transcript has 2 exons. The record is from RefSeq and is a predicted model, not a curated record. Lineage: Eukaryota; Fungi; Ascomycota; Dothideomycetes; Venturiales; Sympoventuriaceae. The coding region runs from base 1 to 333 and encodes 110 amino acids.
AUGGCGGUCAAAGAAAGCAAGCCUAUGCUUGCCUUGUUUGAUUCUUUGGGCGUCAACCAAACAGCCGCCAUCCGCGGUCUGAGGAAGAACGGGUCCGUUUGGCAAACUUGGCAGCAGAGCGCACCUGGGGACACGGGAAAGACAAGGACGAAACGACCACUUGGCGGUGGUGUCGACGAUGAGGACGAUGAUGAGGAUGAUGAUGAGGAUGAUGAUGAGGAUGAUGAUGAUGAUGAUGAUGAUGAUGAUGAACAAUGUUGUGAACAAUUGAAAGCGAGAGCUCAGGCGAUGUGGAAUCAGGCGUUCGAGGCAAAAAGCGUCAGUGUUUGGUGA